Toxorhynchites rutilus septentrionalis is the source of this 3306-nucleotide messenger RNA. RefSeq names its product hexokinase type 2 (gene Hex-A). Lineage: Eukaryota; Metazoa; Arthropoda; Insecta; Diptera; Culicidae. Gene Ontology annotation, biological process: glucose 6-phosphate metabolic process; intracellular glucose homeostasis; glycolytic process. The transcript is spliced from 8 exons. The record is from RefSeq and is a predicted model, not a curated record. Gene Ontology annotation, cellular component: mitochondrion; cytosol. Gene Ontology annotation, molecular function: glucokinase activity; ATP binding; D-glucose binding. The coding region runs from base 762 to 2114 and encodes 450 amino acids.
GUAGUUCGCGUUCUGUUUGGUUCAGUUCAGUAUUUUUUGUUGUACCGUGCGUCCAUCGUUUGCUGUCAACAACAAACCUUCGUGCCAUCCGUGCCCUCUGAUAGUACUUUCCAAAACUUCCGACUUGAAAUUGAAUGUGAAUAAUUUACUUCUGUCUCUGGCCGGAAUUGUUUUCACAUUACCGCUCUGCUCGUACGGCGGAUAAUUGAUACAGAUCAUAGCUGGGCAGUGGCAAAAGAUUACGUGAGCCGUCUUAUAUCGCAGUUCAAACAUACAAUUGAGUAUUUUAUUGGCUUAAGUGUUCCCGUUUGAUGCACUUGUGUGCUUCUCUAGUGACAGCGUCUAAUCGGUCACCUAAAAUUGUAGUCUAUGGAUUCAAUUUUCCAAACUCGCGUUGUAAAACUGACAGACUUUAUAUAACCAGUGCAUUGUAUUCCGUUGGUUGCUAAAAUUGGGAUUCAAAAAUAAAAUAGCAACUUUUGGUGUCCAACGCGGUUGUGGUUGAGUGACGACUUGGCGCAGGCGUAUUUCGACUGAUUGAUUGAUCGUUUCAGUUUUUAUUAAUACUACUUCUCCUGCGCCACAGACAGUUUCAAUUGGUGUAGAUGUAUCCACUGGCUGAAUCAACAUUGGAGUGAACCAUACCCGGAUCGACAAAUCGUCUUGUAUAACAACUGCCCUACAAUUCCGUAGUGCAAGCCGUGCAGAGCUUCAGCUUCAUUGAUUAUAUUCUACAUCAAUACAGCCUGGAAGCGUACAGCAUGUUCGAACCAACUGAGGAGAUCCGUGAGCAAUGCCAGGAGCUUAUACUGACAGACAAGCACGUAGAGGAGCUUAUGCGGCGGGUGAUAAAGGAGAUCAACCGUGGCCUGCAGAAAGAAACACAACCCACCGCCGAUGUUAAGUGUUUCAUUACCUACGUGCAGGAUCUCCCAAAUGGCAAAGAGAAAGGUAAAUUCCUGGCCCUCGAUCUCGGUGGUACCAACUUCCGAGUGUUGCUGAUUCAUCUCAAGGACGAACAUGACUUCGAGAUGCUGUCAAAAAUCUAUGCCAUUCCACAAAGUAUUAUGCUGGGUAGUGGGACGCAACUGUUUGACCACAUUGCGGAAUGUUUAGCCAACUUUAUGAAGGAACAUUCUGUGUAUGAAGAGCGUCUACCUCUGGGCUUCACAUUCUCAUUCCCGCUUACACAGCUCGGUCUGACCAAAGGUAUUCUGGCCCGAUGGACCAAAGGUUUUAAUUGUUCUGGUGUUGUCGGCGAGGACGUCGUCCAGCUUCUGAAAGACGCCAUCAGCAGACGAGGGGAUGUUCAAAUCGAUAUAUGUGCCAUUCUCAACGACACCACCGGUACGCUGAUGUCCUGUGCCUGGAAGAAUCACAACUGUAGAGUUGGGCUGAUCGUCGGCACCGGCAGUAAUGCAUGCUACGUGGAGAAGGUUGAAAACUGCGAACUGUUCGAUGGCGUCAAGGAUCCGAAGAAGAAGCAUGUGCUGAUCAACACCGAAUGGGGUGCGUUCGGAGACAAUGGCGCCCUAGACUUUGUGCGGACGGAGUAUGAUCGGGAGAUCGAUCGCUUCAGUAUAAACCCCGGCAGACAGAUACAAGAGAAAAUGAUCUCUGGUAUGUACAUGGGCGAGCUGGCUCGCCUCGCCAUCGUCCGCUUCACCAAAGCCGGUCUGCUGUUCGGCGGCGUCGGUUCCGAUAUCCUGUUCAAACGCGGCCAGUUCUUCACUAAGUACGUGUCAGAAAUCGAGUCGGACAAACCGGGCACCUACAACUACUGCCGUGACGUGUUAGAUGAGUUGGGUCUGGAGCACGCAACCGAUGAGGACUGCGCCAAUGUGCGCUUCAUCUGCGAGUGUGUAUCGAGCAGGGCCGCGCAUCUGGUAUCUGCUGGCAUUGCUGCCCUCAUCAACAAGAUGGACGAGAAGAGUGUAACCGUCGGUGUCGAUGGUUCCGUGUACCGUUUCCACCCGAAGUUCCACGAUCUGAUGGUGCAGAAAAUCCGACAGUUCGUGAAGCCCGACAUCUCGUUCGAUCUGAUGCUGUCGGAGGACGGUUCCGGUCGUGGUGCGGCACUGGUUGCCGCCGUGGCGUGUAGAGAGGCCCUCUAAGCCGCGGCCCCUCUUAAUGUCCUCAUCAACCACAGAUACACAAAUAAUACACUAGUGAUUUAGGAAAUAAUUAUGUAACAUGUUAAACAAAAUCACACAUAGACAGCAGGUAGACAAAACGAAGUUCGAGAGGAAUGCUAUUAUACAUACAUUAAUCGUAACAGGUAAAAUCGCAAGCAGGAAGUAUCGUCAAUAUCAAUAGGAAGAAAGUUGCCAGAAUAUCUAGAGCAAGGCUGCAUGAGAGGAUAUUGUUAAUUAUUUAUUACAUAAUAAAAAAAUUGGAGCAAAAAUCUAGAAUGCAAAAGGGUAAUUGUUUCUACUAACAAUUCUGUUUAGCUGUACAUUAAUUAGUUUUACAAAAUUUUACAAUAAUACCACUUUAAGGGAUCGUGCAUGUUGAUACUUUUAGCAACGAUAGGAAAACAGAUGCAAUUCAGGUUUGAUUUGCUGUAUGAGUUAGUCAGCAGUGACUGCUUAUAGGAAAAUGACACCACCAUUGUCAAAGCUGAUCAUUCAAUGAUCGUCCAAUCCAUAUGGAGCUCUAUUGUAAAUACAUGCUUCUUCCGAUUUAACUAUCUCUGAGUAUAGCAACAGUAUAAAUGAGUUGGAAACAAAACAAAAAUUUGUGGCUUGUCUCAAUACCUGCUUCCGACAUAGUCCGGCUCGAGAAGGGAAACAAAAAGUAUAUUUUAAAAGAGUUGAGAGACGCUGUUAACGGACACAUAGUUCAAAUAUUAUCUACCGCCGUGAAAUAGAUAGCAAUACCCUCGUGUUAUCCAUGAGUGCUGCAGCGUGGAGAUGCCUAGUUUCGCCAAGUUUUGAUCAAUAGUCAUAGUCAUAGUUUACGAACCGCUAUCGCUUCUCCAGGGCAAGCAAUUAGUAACAAUCAGUCAUGAACAAUUACUUGCGGGGUAAUACUUGUCGGUACUACUACGCAAUGCAAUGAAAAAUCAUUGGAUACGGAAAACACAAAAAUACACAGGAUGCAAAAAUAUUACGUGUUCUGUGUACCAACCAACAAUUAAGAGAAAAAAUAUAGUAAAAUGUAAAUUAUUAAAAUUUAUGAAGAAAAUUACAAAAUCUGAUUGUAAUUUUACUUUAAAAAAGUAAUUUAAAAAGGGAACUAUUAUAAUACUGUUGACAGUGAAAAAAUAAAUAAAGAAAUACUAUGGAUCCAGUAGUUUACACAUUA